Molecule: messenger RNA, 1159 nt
Organism: Otolemur garnettii (small-eared galago)
Lineage: Eukaryota; Metazoa; Chordata; Mammalia; Primates; Galagidae
Gene: PDF
Product: peptide deformylase, mitochondrial
Exons: 2
Coding region: 1-765 (254 amino acids)
Biological process (GO): peptidyl-methionine modification; N-terminal protein amino acid modification
Cellular component (GO): mitochondrion
Molecular function (GO): peptide deformylase activity
Source: RefSeq, a predicted model, not a curated record
AUGGGCCGGCUGUGCGGCGACCUUCUGCCGGCGUUCCUGCCCGGACUGCUGCGGCCGCGUCGCUGCGCCGGGCCGGCCCUGCUGUGGCCAGAGGAGGCAGCGGCCGGCGGCGCCCGGGCCUGCAGCUCCGCCGCCGCCCCGGACAGCCUCGAGGGCCCAACGCGCCAGCGCUCCUACUGGCGCUACGUGAGGCGCCUGGUGCUGGGGGCGCCGCAGCCGCCCUUCUCGCACGUGUGCCAGGUCGGCGACCCAGUGCUGCGCACCGUCGCGGCCCCGGUGGAGCGGGCACAGCUGGCUGGGCCCGACCUCCAGCGGCUGGUGCAGCGGUUGGUGCAGGUGAUGCGGCGCCGGCGCUGCGUGGGGCUGAGCGCGCCGCAGCUGGGGGUGCCCCUGCAGGUCCUGGCUCUGGAGCUCCCAGAGGCGCUAUACCGCGCCUACGCGCCCCGGGUGCGCGAGCUGCGCCAAAUAGAGCCCUUCCCUCUGCGUGUGUUCGUGAAUCCCAGCAUGCGGGUGCUGGACAACCGGCUGGUCACCUUCUCCGAGGGCUGUGAGAGCGUCGCUGGUUUCCUGGCCUGUGUGCCCCGCUUCCAGGCCGUGCAGAUCUCAGGGCUGGACCCCGGAGGGGAGCAUGUGGUGUGGCAGGCGAGUGACUGGGCAGCCCGCAUCGUCCAACACGAGAUGGACCACUUGCAGGGUUGCUUGUUCAUUGACAAAAUGGACAGCAGGACAUUCACAAACGUCCACUGGAUGGAGGUGAAUGACUGAGGCUUUCUGGCUGGAGCAGAAGAGUCUGAAGACCAAGAAGCAAACGCUAUGGUUUUGAUCUGGGUGUGUCUUACUUGGCAUCAACUUCGUAUUGAUUUGACUCUGACAGGAAGUGGUGAUGUGCCAAAGCAUGCCAAACUGAGCUGGAGGAAGAUGCUAGAAAUGUUUGCCUGAAAUCAGCUAUGGACAAAAUAUGCCAACAAGUUGAGAAGAAAAAUACCUGCCCCCAAAGGAAUAGAUGUUUCCUGACAAUGUUGUCUGGAGAUAAAUGGGGCAAGUAGAUUCAUUCUCAGUAGAAAUGAGUUCAUGAGACCUGUAUAACUAUGCUCUGAACCAAGAUUUGAUAAUAAUGUAGUCCCCAGAUCUCUGAAAGCUGUGUUUAAAUAUGCAGGGA